Molecule: messenger RNA, 584 nt
Organism: Octopus bimaculoides (California two-spot octopus)
Lineage: Eukaryota; Metazoa; Mollusca; Cephalopoda; Octopoda; Octopodidae
Product: calnexin
Biological process (GO): protein folding; ERAD pathway
Cellular component (GO): endoplasmic reticulum membrane; endoplasmic reticulum
Molecular function (GO): calcium ion binding
Source: RefSeq, a predicted model, not a curated record
UCUGUUCUGUCUAGAGUCAGUUUAAUCAACCAAUCGAAUGCCACCACGUUAGUUGGUGCAGACCACAUGAUAAAAUUACGUGUAAACCGGCAACAGUAAGUGGAAGUGGCUAUCAUUUUCCAUUGUCAAUGAAAACACCAAGUAUGUUUUUGAGAAAGAGUUUAUUAAUAUUUCUAUUACUUGCACUGUGUACCUCAUUUGUGUGUGCAGUUGAAGGUGAUAAAGAUAAUGAUUAUUUUACUGGAAUCAAAGAAGGUGGGGACCUUGAUGAUGAAGCAGAUGAUGAUAUAGAGAAGCAUAUAGAGGGUGAUGUCUCAGAAGAGGAAGAAAAAGUUGAAGAACCACCAGUUGAAAGACCUCUUUAUACAAAACCGAAAGUUGUUGGUUUUGCUUAUUUUGCUGAACCUUUCCAUAAUGAAAAGGAUCUUGAUAAAAAAUGGAUCCUAUCUCAAGCUAGGAAAGAAGGUGCUGAAGAAAGUAUUGCUAAAUAUGAUGGUCGAUGGAGUAUAGAAGAACCUGAUGUCAAUCCUUUAAAAGGAGAUCUUGCUUUAAUUCUGAAGGUAAACUAAUAUUUCUGAGGAUUU